Peromyscus leucopus (white-footed mouse) is the source of this 4247-nucleotide messenger RNA. It is a transcript of the gene Tmf1, whose product is annotated as TATA element modulatory factor 1. Gene Ontology annotation, cellular component: endoplasmic reticulum; Golgi apparatus. The transcript has 17 exons. Lineage: Eukaryota; Metazoa; Chordata; Mammalia; Rodentia; Cricetidae. Bases 140 to 3424 code for a protein of 1094 amino acids. The record is from RefSeq and is a predicted model, not a curated record.
GGCCAGCGCAUGCGCGGCGGGGCCGGGCUCAGCUGGGCCGGAGGCUGCGAGCUGCCUGCCGCGCGGCCCCGGGAGGCGGUGGGCCCUGGCCACCGCGGAGGCCCCCGGAGCCGGCCGGAGCCGGCGCUGAGGAGGGGCCAUGAGCUGGUUCAACGCCUCACAGUUGUCCAGCUUCGCCAAGCAGGCCCUGUCUCAGGCCCAGAAGUCCAUCGACAGGGUCCUAGACAUCCAGGAGGAGGAGCCGAGCGCCUGGGCCGAGGCCAUCCCGUACGGCGAGCCGGGAAUAAGUCCCCCUGUGAGUGGAGGAUGGGAUACUUCAACCUGGGGAUUGAACUCAAGCACUGAACCUCAGAGUCCACCAACAGCCGCUCCUAAAGCAAUUACAAAGCCAGUUCGAAGGACUGUAGUAGAUGAGUCUGAAAAUUUCUUCAGUGCCUUUCUCCCCCCAUCGGAUGUCCAGACCAUUCCGAAGAGUCCAGUGGUAUCCAAACCUCCCGCUAAAUCACAGCGUCCAGAAGAAGAAGUGAAGAGCAGUUUACAUGAAUCAUCAUCCCCUGGCCAGUCCAGAACUUCUGAAACCGCUGAGUCAGAAGUGAGAGACUCUGUGUGUGUCUCGGGAGAAACUCCGGCUGUGGGCACUCCAUCCCCUGUGCCUGAAGGCAAGCAUGCAGAAACUGCUAGUCAGGAGUCUGAGGUGGAGGUGCCCACUGUGCGAUUGAAGGCGUCUGAAAAUGUGGUGAAUGUAAACACAACAACAGAAGACGUAUCGACCACAUCCGCCCAGUCUCUCCCCGCAGACACUAAGGAUACGGCUUUGGAACCUAAGGAACAAAAACACGAAGACAGACAGAGCAAUACCCCUUCUCCUCCUGUUAGCUCCUUCUCGUCGGGCACUUCGACCACUAGUGACAUUGAAGUUUUAGAUCACGAGAGUGUAAUAAGUGAGAGCUCGGCCAGCUCAAGGCAGGAGACUUCAGAUGCGAAAUCAAGUCUGCACCUCAUGCAGACAUCCUUUCAGCUGCUCUCUGCAUCCGCUUGUCCUGAGUAUGGCCGCUUAGAUGAGUUCCAAAAGCUCAACGAGAGUUGCUGCUCGUCGGAUGCUUUUGAAAGAAUAGACUCGUUUAGUGUGCAGUCUCUAGAUAGCCGGAGUGUGAGCGAAAUCAACUCAGAUGAUGAGCUGCCAGGCAAGGGCUAUGCUUUAGUGCCUAUUGUAGUGAAUCCUUCGACCCCAAAGUCUGCAGUAGUAGAAUCCCCUGGAGAAAAAGCUGAAGAAGAGGAGGGAAACGAAACGUUGAUUGCACCUUCUGAAGAAGCAGAGUUAGAGGAAAGUGGCCGAAGUGCUACUCCUGUUAACUGUGAACAGCCAGAUUCGUUGGCUUCCCCUACGCCAGUAAACGAAGGGCAGCUUGUCUCCGGCCCGGCCGCCGAGCAGUGUGAAGCUGCUGACAGUCAGCCGGAAGCACUGCCCGAGAAAGAAGACAUUUGCAAGACAGUUGAAUUUCUGAAUGAGAAACUAGAGAAGAGGGAGGCUCAGUUAUUAUCUCUUAGUAAGGAAAAAGCACUUCUAGAAGAAGCUUAUGAUAACUUGAAGGAUGAAAUGUUUAGAGUAAAAGAAGAAAGUAGUAGCAUUUCUUCCCUGAAAGAUGAAUUUACCCAAAGAAUUGCAGAAGCAGAAAAGAAAGUUCAACUAGCCUGCAAAGAGAGAGAUGCUGCUAAGAAGGAAGUGAAAACCAUAAAAGAAGAACUUGCCACUAGAUUAAACAGUAGUCAGACUGCAGACCUCUUGAAGGAGAAAGAUGAACAGAUUCAAGGGUUAAUGGAAGAAGGAGAAAAACUUUCAAAACAGCAGCUACAUAAUUCUAACAUCAUUAAGAAAUUAAGAACUAAAGACAAAGACAGUGAAAAUGUUAUUGCGAAGCUGAACAGGAAAACUAAGGAGCUGGAAGAGGAGUUACAACAUUUAAGACAGGUCCUUGAUGGCAAAGAAGAAGUUGAGAAACAACAUAGAGAAAAUAUUAAAAAAUUAAAUUCUGUGGUAGAACGCCAGGAGAAAGAUCUUGGCCGACUUCAAGUAGACAUGGAUGAACUUGAAGAAAAGAACCGAAGUACUCAGGCUGCCCUAGAUAGUGCGUACAGAGAACUUACUGAUCUUCACAAAGCCAAUGCUGCUAAGGACAGUGAGGUGCAGGAAGCUGCUUUGAGGCGUGAGAUGAAGGCUAAGGAAAAACUUUCUGCAGCACUGGAGAAGGCCCAGGAAGAAGCCCGUCAGCAGCAAGAGGCCUUAGCGCUUCAGGUGGGGGACCUUAGGCUCACAUUGCAACGGGCAGAGCAGGCAGCUGCCAGGAGAGAGGAUUAUUUACGCCACGAGAUCAGUGAACUUCAGCAGAGACUCCAAGAAGCAGAGAAUCGAAAUCAAGAACUGAGUCAAAGCGUUUCAACAACAACAAGACCAUUGCUUCGACAGAUAGAAAAUUUGCAAGCAACUCUAGGGUCUCAGACUUCCUCGUGGGAAACGCUAGAGAAGAAUCUUUCUGAUAGGCUUGGUGAAUCUCAGACUUUGCUGGCUGCAGCAGUUGAAAGAGAACGAGCAGCUACAGAAGAACUCCUUGCCAACAAAAUCCAGAUGUCUUCAGUGGAGUCACAGAAUGCUCUCUUACGGCAGGAAAACAGUAGACUUCAGGCCCAGCUAGAGUCAGAGAAGAAUAAACUACGAAAACUGGAAGACGAAAAUAGUCGGUACCAGGUUGAGUUAGAAAACUUAAAAGAUGAAUAUGUAAGAACACUUGAAGAGACAAGGAAAGAAAAGACACUGUUGUGCAGUCAGUUAGAAAUGGAAAAAAUGAAAGUCGAACAAGAAAGGAAGAAAGCCAUUUUCACUCAAGAAGCAGCUAAAGACAAGGACCACAAACUCUUUUCUGUUUCUAGUACUCCCACCAUGUCACGCUCGAGCUCUAUAAGUGGAGUAGAUAUGGCAGGGCUCCAGACAUCUUUCCUGUCUCAGGAUGAGUCUCAUGACCAUUCAUUUGGACCAAUGUCUGCAUCAGCCAGUGGAAGCAAUCUUUAUGAAGCUGUAAGGCUGGGAGCAGGAUCGAGCAUUAUUGAAAAUCUGCAGUCUCAACUAAAGCUGAGGGAAGGGGAAAUUAGUCAUUUACAGCUAGAAAUUAGCAAUCUAGAAAAAACUCGAUCCAUAAUGUCUGAAGAGCUAGUUAAAUUAACAAAUCAAAAUGAUGAACUGGAGGAGAAAGUGAAAGAGAUCCCCAAGCUUCGAGUUCAGCUACGAGAUUUGGAUCAGAGAUAUAACACUAUUCUGCAGAUGUAUGGAGAAAAGGCAGAAGAAGCAGAGGAACUUCGCCUGGAUCUUGAAGAUGUAAAAAAUAUGUAUAAAACUCAAAUAGAUGAACUUCUAAGACAAAGGCUCAGUUAACUUGUGAAAUUCGUAUUCCCAUCAAACUGAAUGUAAACACUUAAUAUAUAAAUGCAGACUUCCAAUAAAUUCUUUUAUAGAGUUAGAAAAUGGGAUUUGCUGUAAAGUGUAAAAAAACUUUUUUAAAAAUUCUUUUAUAGUAUGUAGUUAUAUUUGCAGUUAAAUUAUUUUGUGUAAUAUUUGAAUUUUAUUUUUGAAACUAUUCUUUAAAAAAUUUUAAAGCAUUUUUUUUGUGCCUUGAACAGCACAGGGAAUUAUUACUUUACCCACAUAGCAGUACAGUUAGGAAAGGAGAUUGCUGUUUUCAUAUUGUGGAUAUAUAAUUAAUUGUAUUGUAUCUAUAAUUUAUAUGUGUUUGUACAUAUUGAGAGACUUACAGAGUAAUGUUAACAUUGAAACUUUGAAAUCUUUCACACUGAAAACAUAUUUCUUGAAAGUAUUUUAAGCAUUCAAGUGAAAAGGUAAUUAAGCCUGUGACUAAAUUAUAAACUAAGACUGUCCUUUAAAAGCAGAGGUCACACUGACAUGUCUAAAAUAUAAAGAGAAAUGUAAGCUUAAAAAAUAUGUCUGUUUUGAAAAUUUAUUCCAUGUGGCUUCCACAAUGAAGUGUGAACAAAUGUAGACCCUUUUUAUUACCUUUUUAUUACUUAUCCAAAGAAAGCUUAUAAAUAUUCAAUAUUAGCUACACAUAAUUGGAUAGUGGGAAAUUUUGCUUGCAAUAAAUUUUGACAUAGCAUCAGUAGCAGGUAAUUUUGAAGUAUUUUACUACACUGUGAAACAAAUCUAACAUAAUAAAAUCACUGACAAAAUUUACUCUUAAAAA